AUGUCAGGUCCUUGGCUGACAUGGAACGUCCGUGGCUUGGGAGGAACAACGAAGCGGGAAGCAGUAAAGAAAGCAAUUUUGCAUUUGAAACCAGAACUAGUUCUGUUACAGGAAACAAAACUGAAUGAACUUCGGGAGCGUACAGUAAUUUCUUGGACUAAAAGUCUCAAUAUGCAGCAUGCUGAAUCUAGUUCUGUUGGAACAGCUGGGGGGUUGAUGUGUUUGUGGAGGGAGAGUUCUUUGCAGGUUCUGACAGUGGCCGUAGAAACGUGGUUUAUUCUUCUGACUGUGAAGUUGCCUAAUAUUGAUCAAACAGUGCUGAUUGGAAAUGUUUAUGGUCCUCAUUCUGUGUCAGAUCAUAGUCUUUGUCUUGAAGCUCUAAAGCAACGGGUUUUAUGCCAUGGCGGUUUGGUCUGUAUAGGGGGAGAUUUUAAUGCGGUGCUACUGGCCUCUGAACGCACAUCAGGUCGUGUCCUUGACGUGGGUGAUUCAUCCUUUCAGCAGUUUGUACAAGACAGCAAUUUAUUGGAUUUACCACUGAAUAAUGGCGAUUAUACUUGGUUUUCUAGUCGGAACGAAGGGAUUUGGAGUCGCUUGGAUCGUUGGUUAGUGUCUGAUGAGGUCCUGGUAACGUUCUCUAAUAUUUCUCAAUCUGUUUUACCAUGGAAUGUAUCUGAUCAUAGGGCGGUGGGUUUAUUUUUUGGGGUGCCUGAUUCGGGACCAAAACCAUUUUAUUAUUUUAAUCAUUGGGUUGAUGAGGAGGGUUUUAAAGAAUUAGUGGAGGCUUUGGUGGACAUCUGCUGUGUAUCAAGGGUGGUCGGGUUAUGUGUUGCAACAAAAGCUAAGAGGAUUGAGAGGAAAAAUUCGAGAGUGGCGUAG
Messenger RNA from Lotus japonicus, 879 nucleotides. RefSeq lists its product as uncharacterized. The coding region runs from base 1 to 879 and encodes 292 amino acids. Gene Ontology annotation, molecular function: catalytic activity. Lineage: Eukaryota; Viridiplantae; Streptophyta; Magnoliopsida; Fabales; Fabaceae. The transcript has a single exon. The record is from RefSeq and is a predicted model, not a curated record.